GGGCGCUGAGAGAGAGAGACGGGGGUGAAGGAGAGGCAACGGUGUGACACAGACGAAGAAAGCAGGUUGAGAAAACAAAUGUCUAAAAAGAGGGACUGUGAGAAAAGAGUCAAACGAUAAGGAGAGAAAGAAAGCAGGAGUGAGGAGGGAAAAACAGCCCGACGGGGAGAAUGGAACGGUUAGGCUAGAGACUAGAGACCAGAGACCAGAGUCCAGAGACCAGAGACCAGAGUCCAGAGACCAGAGAGAAAAAGAAACUACGAGGGUGAAUCAGGGAAAACUCCAGUCCGGUCAUGGAAGCAGAGCUGGAAGAAGAGGACGGGAGUUUCACCAACAUCUCCCUCGCCGAUGACAGACCUACAAGGGACAGAGGAACUGCAGUCCUGCUCACCAGACAGGACAACGAGGACUUCACCAUGAACUGUCACAUGGAUGGAGACAUGGAGAACCAGGUUGAGAUGGAGGAGAAGACGAGGCUCAUCAACCAGGUGCUGGAGCUACAACACACACUGGAAGACCUGUCAGCACGUGUGGAUGCGGUCAAAGAGGAGAACCUGAAGUUGAAGUCGGAGAACCAGGUUCUAGGCCAGUACAUUGAGAACCUCAUGUCGGCCUCCAGCGUGUUCCAAACCACCGACAACAAGAGCAAACGGAAGUAACCCACGGCGACCAAGGGGAGUUGAGACCACCUACAAUAGCCUGGUAGCAGGUCUGUUUGUGCCGACACAAACAGGCAUGAUGGCACAGACAGACUGGCACUCAGGCUACCUGCAACAUCUCCUCUCCCAAAUGACAGCAGAGGAGGUAGAAGAUGUUUGUGACCACAGUUCUAGGGACAGAUAUGGGCGUGUUCCAAAUGGCAGAUUAUUUCCUAAGUAGUGCACUAUGUAGUGUACAGAAUGCCAUAAGCUCUGGUUAAAGUAGUGUACUAUGUAGUGUACAGAAUGCCAUAAGCUCUGGUUAAAAGUAGUGUACUAUGUAGGGAAUAGGAUGCCAUAAGCUCUGGUUAAAAGUAGUGUACUAUGUAGUGAAUAGGAUGCCAUGAGCUCUGAUUAAAAGUAGUGUACUAUGUAGGGAAUAGGAUGCCAUAAGCUCUGAUUAAAAGUUGUGUACUAUGUAGGGAAUAGGAUGCCAUGAGCUCUGAUUAAAAGUAGUGUACUAUGUAGGGAAUAGGAUGCCAUGAGCUCUGAUUAAAAGUAGUGUACUAUGUAGGGAAUAGGAUGCCAUAAGCUCUGGUGAGAAGUAGUGUACUAUGUAGAGUAGUCUGAUCCUAGAUCUGUGGUUAGGGGGCAACUUCUAAUUCCAGACCCCAAAAUCCUCCCUCCACUCCAACUACACCCCUAAGAGUCCAGUUUACAUUCUUGUUUGACCUCUUUUUACCCUCCUCCUAACAUAAACCCCCCCAACAUAAUUUAACUGUUUUUAUAAUUCAUCUAAUAAUACUGUUUUGCGUUGUCAUGUCAACGGCAUCUCUAAUGAGUUAUGACAUCAGACCUUUUUAUUUUGGUGACUGGUUGGACGUGGAAGGAAACUGGACUUGUUGGAUAUGAAUAUGGCCAAACUCCCUGGCCCCCAAAAUGAAUCAAACAUAUUGAAUGACAUGCCAAUGUAAUACAAUAAUAUAACGCAUCCCAUCGACUGUUCUCUCUCAUCUGAUUGGUCAAAAGGUUACUAAGUGUCUGUUUUUUUUAAAUGGUUGAUCAACACAAACAUUAUGAAAUAUGAUUCUGUAUGAGGUAAAAAAAAAUUAAGCGGUACUACUAAGAUACUCCGAUGUGUGUUGUCGUCCCUGGUAUGCUACUCAUUCCACCAGGAAUGGGAUUCCUAAUUCAUAUCGUCACCAUGGAGUGCUGUGUGGAGUCAGUAAGGGAAGGAAAAAGCACAGUGAACCUGUAUUCUGCUGUACAUAACAAACGAUGCCCUCUUGAAUGCAACCCUGGACUAGGGUCAAGUUACACUACAGGGUGAGGCGGCCUCCUUUACCUAUGAUGGGUGGAGCGAGGAUAGAGUGAGGGGAGUGAGGGGAGGGAGCGAGCGAGGGAGGGGAGGGAGGAUAGAGUGAGGGAGGACAGAAGAGAGCUCUGCUUUUUACACUUAAGAACCUUGAGUGGUAUUGAUUAGAACACUCAGGCUGUAGAACACUCCGGAAUGUUCCGUCAGAGCUGCUGAUAAGGAACGUUGUUAUUCCUGGUUAUAGUAAUGGACUGUGGAAGCAUGACUGUGCUGUCCUAGGCUGGUUAUAGUAAUGGACUGUGGAAGCAUGACUGUGCUGUCCUAGGCUGGUUAUAGUAAUGGCCUGUGGAAGCAUGACUGUGCUGUCCUAGGCUGGUUAUAGUAAUGGACUGUGGAAGCAUGACUGUGCUGUCCUAGGCUGGUUAUAGUAAUGGCCUGUGGAAGCAUGACUGUGCUGUCCUAGGCUGGUUAUAGUAAUGGCCUGUGGAAGCAUGACUGUGCUGUCCUAGGCUGGUUAUAGUAAUGGCCUGUGGAAGCAUGACUGUGCUGUCCUAGGCUGGUUAUAGUAAUGGACUGUGGAAGCAUGACUGUGCUGUCCUAGGCUGGUUAUAGUAGAGAGAAAUAAGGUACAGGUACUAGCAAGAGAUUCUAUGAGAGCCUUUAUCAGGGAUGUGAUCAGGACAACAUGAACAGUUGGGAUUUUGGCUAGGAGAUAGCUAGGUCCGUUUCAAUUCUAUUUGAAUAGAGGACAAAGUGGUCAGAAAGGCCUAAUUAAAAUCAGGAAGAAUCACAACACUCAAUUGUACGGAGAUCGGCGUUUUGAGCAAGAGGUUCUACCAGAGAAUCAUUCUGUGGUUCUAUUGGUUCCAGGUGCUAAAGGAAAAGAUUGGGGAAUAUUGAGAUGAUUCCACUGCACUUCAAUGCAUCACGUUAUUUAUUUCAAUUUAAAAUUGUAUUUUUAUUAUGUUAAAUGGUAUUAUAUUGUAUGUUCCACUGACUCUUGUUAGUCCAAAAAUGGCACCAUAUUCCCUAUAUAGUGCACUACUUUGGGCCUAUAGGGCCCUGGUCAAAAGUUGUCCACUCUCUAGGGAACAGAGUGCCAGUUUGGGACAUUAAACUUAGUUUUUCCUUCAGGCAUGUUGAUAACACACACAUCCUAUGGAACUAACUGCCUGCUGUGUAGAAGUUUAGAGAUUCUAUGACUAUGUUGCCUUUUAACACUUUUGUUUUAAUAAAAAAAAAUAAUACUUCUGA
Molecule: messenger RNA, 3207 nt
Organism: Oncorhynchus kisutch (coho salmon)
Lineage: Eukaryota; Metazoa; Chordata; Actinopteri; Salmoniformes; Salmonidae
Product: short coiled-coil protein B
Exons: 4
Coding region: 294-659 (121 amino acids)
Cellular component (GO): trans-Golgi network
Source: RefSeq, a predicted model, not a curated record